AUGAACUGCACCACAGUCUGGGUUGAGAUUGCAUUGGCUGGUAGUCUGUUCCAUACACUUGCCACCGUAUGGGAGAAGAAAUUCGCUCUUAUGCUCCUCAGAGCUCUGGGUUUGCUCAAUUUCAAUCUGUUGCUCCUAUCUAUGCUGAGUAUAGAGGCUCCUGUGCUGGUGAUUUCUUUAGGAGCUUCAAUGCCGCAAUGA
Molecule: messenger RNA, 201 nt
Organism: Echinostoma caproni
Lineage: Eukaryota; Metazoa; Platyhelminthes; Trematoda; Plagiorchiida; Echinostomatidae
Source: the annotation of a GenBank genome assembly